Molecule: messenger RNA, 1303 nt
Organism: Cydia fagiglandana
Lineage: Eukaryota; Metazoa; Arthropoda; Insecta; Lepidoptera; Tortricidae
Exons: 6
Coding region: 79-1143 (354 amino acids)
Biological process (GO): proteolysis
Molecular function (GO): cysteine-type endopeptidase activity
Source: RefSeq, a predicted model, not a curated record
UGUCACUAAUGACGACGUUACUCAUGUUGAUAAAAAUUGAGCUUUGUUUUGAUUUCAAUGCAUUGAAUUUAUGAAACUAUGUCGUUAUUACAGCAAAUUCCGUACAAGGAAUAUGCAAAAGUAAUCGGAUCACUAACACUAGAGCAGUGUGAAGUAAUAGCAACUCUAGCUAACGUAGAGGUAAGCUUUACGCAAACAGCUGCACCUGGUGAGGUUAUAUUGAAAGCAUUGGACAGAAAUGGCUGUUCCCUGCAAAAGUACAGACAACUCCUCACAACGGCACUCAACAGAAAAGUCAUCAAAACUUACUACAAACCGGAAGCUAAAGUUGCCGUUCUAAUAGCCAAUGACAAAUAUCAGCAUUUAUCCAAGUUAAUCACUCCAUCCAUAGACUGCGGCUCGCUAGCUACUCAUUUUAAAGAUAUGGGUUUUAUUGUAGUAACUAUUAAAAAUACAGUCAGUGAAGAUUUAAAAGGAAUUCUGGCGGAACUAUUUGAUUUGAUACCAGAGAAUAGUUACUGCUUUGUCUUCUAUGCCGGCCAUGGUUGUGAACUUUGCAACACAAAAUGCAUGCUUGGUGUGGAUUGUCCCCCUGAAGACAUCCAGUUGGGCCACUGUGUGACGGAGAACUUUGUGCUCCGAGAGGUCAGCAAAUGUAAGCCGGAGUUGAGCAUCAUGAUCAUGGAUAUGUGCAGGCUUAGUUUAAAUAGGAAUGCUAACCCUGAAAUCUUCACUGCUAUAUCUGAUGUCGAAGAAUAUACCAUCCAUAAGAACUCCCUUGUCGCCUACUCAACUCAAUCAGCUCAUUCAGCAUAUGAAGUUUUACAGAUAGAAUGCUCCCAAAGCUUAGAUAACAUUACAUAUGAAUUGAAACCAGGUGACACAGAGAAAAUAGUGCCACAAGGUAGCCAGUAUGUUAAUGCAUUGUGUGACAGACUGGCAGAUGGUUUGGAUGUCAGUGCCUUGUUGGAUAAAGUUCAUGAAGAUGUUGAGACUUCUACGAAAAAACAAAGACCUAUUAAACUUCAAUGUGGAGUUGUAAAAAGGUCAUUAUAUGAUCCUGCUUCAGGUGAUAAUGCAGAAUUAAUCAAUAAACUUCAAGCACUUUGCAAUGUUUAUGAAGAGCAUUGUACACUUUUAUAAAAAAAAAUAGUUUUGGUUUCCGAUCGAUAUAUGCAGCAACAAAUCAAAAAUUAUUUGAAAAUUAGCUGGGGUUCUAAGGUCCGCCACCUUGCAUUUUGGAGACAAAGCAAACCGCUUGGAACAGGUGUUCCUGGGGAUGAUCUGAGCCGAUUAAGCCCGG